AAGGAGAUGGUGAGCAACAAGAAUGGGACGAACACGCUCUCCUUCAUCUUCGACAAGGCGUCAUCGUCGCCGCCGACUCCCGAGCCAGCAUGGGCGGGUACACAUGGUUCGGUCUUGGUACUAUGUUGAUAAGCGAGGGUGCAAGGCUCAAGGGAAGCCGGUUCUCCAACUCUCUGUAUGCUUAUUGUAUGCUCAUGGUAUCUUGGAUGAGGGUUACAAAUUCAACGUGUCAGUUGCAGUUGAGGAAGUUGAGGAAGCUGCUGAGUUAGCAUGGCGGGCGCGGGCUUUUAUCACGCAACCUUUCGUGAUGGAGCCAGUGGUUGUAUUCAUAUUGGUUAUUUGUCUUGGAUUGGCACAUCCCUGUAGACCAACUGAAGGACCAUGGCUGAAGGAGGUGGAAAAAAAUUUGGUAGAAAUUACCUCACAUGGACAGAUGAAAUGGACACUACACUACUCGAGGUCCUUGUUGAGCAUCACAACAAUGGCGAUCAUGCCCAGAAUGGAUGGAAGUCCCAUGUCUACAGUGCUGUUAUAGGUAAUGUGCGUGAGAAGUGCUCUGUGACCAUCACAAAGGAAAACAUCAGUUCAAGGUGCAAAACCUUUGAAAAGCACUACGAGGCCAUUAGCAAGAUGCUAUCUCAAAGUGGAUUUGGGUGGGAUUGGG
This is a messenger RNA of Triticum aestivum (bread wheat), 664 nucleotides long. RefSeq lists its product as uncharacterized. The transcript is spliced from 5 exons. Bases 23 to 535 code for a protein of 170 amino acids. The record is from RefSeq and is a predicted model, not a curated record. NCBI's taxonomy places the organism in Eukaryota, Viridiplantae, Streptophyta, Magnoliopsida, Poales, Poaceae.